This is a messenger RNA of Neodiprion fabricii, 1625 nucleotides long. Its product is annotated as chromobox protein homolog 1-like. Gene Ontology annotation, cellular component: pericentric heterochromatin; nucleus. The record is from RefSeq and is a predicted model, not a curated record. Gene Ontology annotation, biological process: chromatin organization; negative regulation of transcription by RNA polymerase II. Gene Ontology annotation, molecular function: chromatin binding. The transcript has 3 exons. Lineage: Eukaryota; Metazoa; Arthropoda; Insecta; Hymenoptera; Diprionidae. The coding region runs from base 203 to 769 and encodes 188 amino acids.
AACGAAAAGUAAAUAUCCGUCGCCCACUCCAUGUACCAAAACUUGUCACAAUCAGUUGUCGGUUUUAUAAAUUCCGAACCAAAUUUCGGACUUGCAUACAUUUCGUUAGAACUUCCUAUCGCUUGGCGUGGCUUGCUGUGGCCAGCCAUUUUGAGUAUUGUCGAGUGUAAACUGGUGAUUGAUGUAAAACGUUACCUUGAAUAUGAAGACUAAAAUGAGUAAAACUAAAGAUUCGCCUGUCGCGGAUGGAGAAACUGAGGAGGAGUUCAGUGUUGAGAAAGUUUUGGAUAGACGUGUCGUAAAGGGAAAAGUUGAAUAUUAUCUAAAAUGGAAAGGAUACAGUAACGAUGAAAACACAUGGGAACCAGAGGAAAACCUUGAUUGUCCAGAUCUGAUAGCACAGUUUGAAGAACAGCGUAAAAAAAGAGAAGCUGUAGGCAGUGGAAAGAAAGAUGAAAAGGAACAGAAGAAACGAAAGAGUUCGUCCACACCAACUCCAACAGCUCCCUCAAAGAAAAAGGUUACUGAAGAUAAGAAACCUGAAGGUUUUGACCGAAAUUUAGAACCAGAAAGAAUUAUUGGAGCGACUGACUCUAGUGGUGAAUUAAUGUUUUUGAUGAAAUGGAAGGGUACGGACGAUGCAGAUCUUGUUCCAGCAAGGAUAGCUAACGAAAAAUGUCCCCAAAUCGUAAUUAGAUUUUAUGAAGAACGUCUAACCUGGCAUAGUCCAACCCAUGACGAAGAAAACAACAAAGCCGAUCCUGAGUAGCAAUUAAGACCUGAAACAUUGAAACCCAAAUUGGGAUUGUCUUAUACUGCUCGUUUUAAAAUAUGUCGCAUAUAGCCAUGUCAUAUUAGGUUCAUGUAUAAGUUAUGUUACACACACGAGCAGAUUCGUUAAUUUACUUGGAUCCAUAAAAGUAUGAUGCAAAUUGAUUCUUAAAUUUUGAAUAAUACUUCUUCAUUUAACGUACCGCUAUAACUUACACAGUAUCUAGAAUUAUGUUUUAGCUAUAUUGUAUAUAUGUGUAGGAAACGCGGAUCUGAAUAAUGAAAUUUGACAGUUACUAAAGCACAUCUACUUUAGUUUUUGAAUAAAUAACUGGACUUUUUCAAAAACAUUCUCGUUUGGUGAUAUUGACGUUUUAUCUCUAUAUUUUGUUGAGAAAAGUGAAGUUCUAGUUUAAACUGAUAUUUAAGAAAACAAUGAAACGUGGAUAAUAUCUGUUUAUCGCAUUUGGAAAAUAUAACAUAGCUCAUUAUAAUUUGCUUCGUGUAAAGUUUCUUCGUAAUAAAAAUUGGUUUUAUUAUGGAAAAAUAGCAAAUUCGCUAAGUAGACGUGGUAUAAUUUUUACGAAUCAUUUACAUGUCAUACCAUUAUGUGACUUGGUGAGAUGCGUUCAUUUUCUUUUCUAUUUGUUAAAGUACGAGUUCACACUUAUAUUGUGGCUCAACAUGCCCCAUGUUGUGCGUUUCUUUUAAUUCGGUUUUGAUAACUUUAAGUCUAAUUACAGUUACAAAAUGUGAAUCAGCCUAUACGACUGGCAUUGCAUUUAUAUUUUUUGUAGUGAACGUGUGAGAAACAAGAACAAGAAUAUAACAGUUGUUAUCGAAUAAACGCAUAA